Molecule: messenger RNA, 1647 nt
Organism: Chenopodium quinoa (quinoa)
Lineage: Eukaryota; Viridiplantae; Streptophyta; Magnoliopsida; Caryophyllales; Amaranthaceae
Exons: 3
Coding region: 1-1647 (548 amino acids)
Source: RefSeq, a predicted model, not a curated record
AUGAACAACAAAUCUGCAGAAGAACAUGAUCAAAUCAUUCGCUCAAACAAGAAACCUAAAAGGAAGAUUAAUCAUUUAAUCUUCCAUAGUCAAACAGAUGAAGAAAUGCAUGAUGCUCAAGGAAAAGAGGAUGACAGCAUUACGGAGGUUCACAAAGAAGGUCUGGUAGCCAGGAAUGUCCCUGAGUCGCAUUCUUUCAGGGAAAUACUUCAAGGCACUAUUCGAGAUGCUUCUCGAAUCAAUACUGAGACAGAGGAAAUUGAUAUUGAUAUAGAGGAUGUUUCUGAUGAUGAAGCAAUUCCAGAGGACAUCCUUAAGGAUGAACGUUGUCCUGUGAUUCAAUUGACCAAGGAAGAGAAGGCGAGACUCAAGCAACCAUGGAUGAAUUCUUUAAUCAUCAAACUCUUCAGUGGCAGGAUCGACUAUAUGGGAUUGAUGAGAAGACACAAGAAAAAAUGGAACAUCAAAGGGGAACUAGCUCUCACUGACAUAGGCUGUAAUUAUUAUAUUGCCAGAUUCUCCAAUCAGGUUGAUUAUAAUUAUGUGCUCACUCAAGGACCAUGGAUGCUUGAUGACAACUACCUCACAAUUAGAAAAUGGGUGCCCAAUUUUUUGCCAGAUGAAUCUCCUAUUAAAGUGCUCACAGCCUCGGUUCGCAUACCCAAUUUACCAGUGGAGUACUUUGAUAUCAAUUUUCUCAACAAAGUCGGGUCUAAGAUUGGCAAGGUAUUGCGUGUUGAUAAAACCACUACACAAGCAGAACGUGGGCAAUUUACUAGACUCAGUGUGGAGAUUGAUUUAUCUAAACCGUUAUUGUCAAAAUUCUGGUUGAAAGGUAGAAUUUGGAGGAUUCAGUAUGAAGUACAAAAGCCAGAGGAGAAGGAAGACUUCGAGUCAUGGAUGUUGGUUAAAAAACCGACCCGAAAAAAACCCGGUAAAAGUGCUAAUGGACCAGAUGAGGCUGCUAACGUCUUGCCUGGUGGUUCAGCAGGCCAGGAUAAGGGUGGUGCUGGUGGAGAACAACCGCGAGUUGAAAUAGGAAAUAUACUCCGGAAGACUGAUGUUGGCAAAAAUCACGGGAAUGGCUCAAGAUUCUUUGCACUUGAGAUAGAAACUAUUGCGCUUGAUAAGGAACAGAAUAUGGAAGUGGAAGAUAUGGUUGACUCCCCAAAAGAUAGAGAGGGUACUAUUUUUUCAUCUAUUAACCUGGGUGAAAAUUCUCAACAGAACAAAUCCAAGGAUAAAUUCGUUCAUAAAGAUAAGGCAGGAAAAGCACUCAAGGAAAAGGAAAUUAAUUUCACUACGCCUGUUAUUAUAUCUAAUAGUAACACGAGCCAAGGCAAAGAAAAUUUGGGGCCCUAUUUCGAAGCUAAUCACCACGCCACUUCACAAGCUAACCAAGGACCUGAGAAGCCAGAACAAGUCAUCCUUACGCAAGAUACCUCUGUUAAUCAUGUUUCCAACUCCACACCUGAUCAUUCUGAGCAUCCCCCCGGAGAAAACCCUAUUUGUGGGACAUCCUAUGGAACACCCGUAUUUGAUGAUCUCAACACCAAUGACGCACAUGUUGGAGUUGAGCCUGGAUUCAUUCCUACCACCAAUCUCGAAGCCGAAGGAAUUGGUGGCUACAAUAAAAAUUCCAAGUGA